UUGGCAAACAAUGAUUUUAAUACUUUAUCUUUAAAAUACCCUUGUAAAAAAUUCAUGGGUAACUUUUUUGAUUAUAUAUGUAAUCUUUCGGAAAAGUUUGAUUUCCCGAUAAUUGUUUUGGAGACUAAAGACGUUCUAAGUUCUCAAAUGGAACAUAGCCCUGAAAGUUCACAGGUUACAACACAAGAUCACAAUAUUGAGAAUGAUUAUGGCACACCUUUUAUCGAUCAAUCAGAUGGUUUAAUAAGACCAACUCAUGCUACAAGUAUCCGAUCGAAUAAGUAUGUCGAUUCAUUUCGUAAAUUUCAUAAAUUCUCUGAGCAAGAAUUAAAUCAACAAUUAGAACAAUUCAAAAAUAGUACGACUGAUGAUCAUGAAAUAACUGUUCAAUCUACUGACAUGGAGCAGGAUGGUUUUACAUCGAUGGAUCCAUUAAUAGGUUCUUCAUCCAAUGUCAUAAGUAACAUAAGUAACAAAAGCACAUCAAAAUCAAAAUCAGUUGUUGAGACUGUUGAAAGACAAUCGCCGAUAAUUGAAAGACAAUCUUCGAUAAUUGAAAGACAGUCGUCAAUAAUUACGGCUCCUGAGUCACCAGAAAUUCCGCAUGCUGAUGACGACAUGAUUAUUGAAUCGGUUGAAACGGAUAAAAAUGAUUCACCUAAGAAGCGAAAAUCAACGGCAUUACGACAGGGUGGUUGGACUCAGAGAGAACUAAAUUUCCUUAUUAAAGGAAUGGAGAAGUAUGGAACUAGUUGGUCAAAGAUAGAAAGAAAAUAUGGAAACCCUGGAGGUCCGCUUAGUAGGCGAACACAAGUGAACAUGAAAGAUAAAGCACGAUCAGAGUUAGAUCGUCGAUUAAGGUGUGGAUUGUCACCGGGAUUUGGCAAAGGGUUGAUUAUUGCAAAGGGUUGGUGUUUGCAAAGGGUUGAUUUAUUGUAG
Racocetra persica is the source of this 939-nucleotide messenger RNA. The record is from the annotation of a GenBank genome assembly. Lineage: Eukaryota; Fungi; Glomeromycota; Glomeromycetes; Diversisporales; Gigasporaceae.